UAAUUCCUCUUGUACUACAGUAAUAACUCCUUCUCCUCUUCGUCGUCUCCUAAUGGAUGCAAAUUCUCAAAAAGGGGGAAUCACAAAAAAAAUUGACAUUGGCGACGUGUACCGACAAAACAUUAGAAAAAAGGUUCCCACCACUAACUAACUAACUAACUACCUAACUACCUAACUACCUAACUAACUAUACUUCUUUACUACUUCAUUUAAGUCAUUAACUUAGAAUGUCGAGUAUCUAUACAUCUGAUAUGAAGCAUCAUAGAAAGGCACCUCCUCCUCCAUCAACUUUAAGGAGUACAGCAGUUAAUAUAACCCCUCCCACUCAAAAUACAAUUUCAAUUUCAAAUUCAAACUCAACUAUUCCUCCUACAAGUCAAUUAAAUUCAAUUCAUAUUAAUUCAAAUAAAAGACAUUCAGGUUGGGUUCAUAUUAAAGAUGAUGGAAUCUUUACAUCAUUCCGAUGGAAUAAACGGUAUAUGAUAAUUAAUGAUAAGACACUUAAUUUUUAUAAAAAUGAACAAUCAUUAGCACUCACCUCUGGAUCUUCAUUAUCAUUAAAUUCCAAUUCUACUUCCAAUUCUAAUUCAAAUUCAAAUUCUUCAAAUAGUAAUGAACUUCCGGAAUUAUCAAUUCCUUUAAAUUUACUUAGUGCUAUUAAUUUAAAACCAAAUUAUGGUUAUACUAAGACAAGUCAAUCAUUUGAAUUACUUCCAAAGAAUAAUGGUAAGGCAAUCUUAGUAUCAAUUAAAAACAAUAAUGAUUAUUUGGAUUGGUUAGAUGUUUUCACCGCAAAAUGUCCUCUAGUCCAAAUUGGUCAACCUUCAACUAGUUCAAAUAAUACAUCUUUAACAAAUUCAUCAUCAAAUAAUAAUUCAUCAACAUCUGGUGUAUCAAAUCCAAUAAAUUUUACUCAUAAAGUUCAUGUUGGUUUUGAUCCUGCUAGUGGGAAUUUCACUGGAUUACCAGAUACUUGGAAGAAUUUAUUACAACAUUCAAAGAUUACUAAUGAAGAUUGGAAAAAGGAUCCUGUAGCAGUUAUUGAAGUAUUGGAAUUUUAUUCUGAUAUUAAUGGAGCUUCGGCCAAUUCAACUCCAAUGAAUUCUCCUGCUGUUAAUAAUAUUAAUCAUCAAACUUUUUCAAGUGAUAAUAAAAUUCAACAAUGGACAAAAGCUCCAACUGCUUCUAAAUCUUCUUUAGAUAAUUUUAAACCAUCAAGAGCGGCUCCAAAACCUCCAAUUCCUUAUCAUAUUUCUAAAGAUUCUAAUGGAAAUGAUUCUUCUUCAGCUCCAACUAAUAAUUAUUCUCCAUUAAAUGCAUUAAUGAAUAAAUCAGAUAAUUUAGUUCCUGCUAGAAGAGCUCCACCCCCUCCAAAUUCAAAUACUUCUUCAUCAUCAUCAUCUCUUCAACCUAGUCAAUCUAAAACCACUGGUUAUUCAUUUAAUGCAACUGGUCCACAAACAUCAUUACCAUCUUCGUCAUCGAAUAUACCUACCGGUUUAGGUAUAACUAGCAUUCCAAAACAAGUACCUCCAACUUUACCAUCUUCUAUUGAUGUAAAGAUUCAACCGGGAACUAAUAAUAAUUAUUCAAAUGGUAUAAGUACAACUAAAUAUCCAACACCUCCAACAAGUUCUACUGGUAAUUAUAUUAAACCAUUUGCAUUGAAAUCCUCAAGCACAGCCAAUAAACAACCAGAAUUACUUAAAAAAGUUGUGGCAGCCAAUAAUGGAAUUAAACCAAUUACAGAUUCAUAUCAAACACAAGUUCAAAAGCCUUUACAACAUCAUCAAAUCAGUCAUCAACGUAAACCAUCUACUGAUGAAGGUUAUGAUGAACCAAUUAAACCAUUACAACCAAGACCUAAGGAUCAAUCUAGUAGUUCCAAUAAUCAAUUAUCAGGUCAAGGACAUAUUAAGACUCCUAAACAAAUUAAGAAAGAACGUGAAAAGCUUAAUGAUAUGCAAAUUAUAGCUAAAUUGAAAACUGUAGUUAAUAAUAAUAAUCCUACACCAUUAUUUAAGAUUAUUGAAAAAGCAGGUCAAGGUGCUAGUGGAGCAGUUUAUUUAGCACUUCUGAUUAAAGAGAAUAAUAAAAAAGUAGCCAUUAAACAAAUGGACUUAAAUGUUCAACCUAGAAAGGAAUUAAUUAUUAAUGAAAUAUUGGUUAUGAAAGAUUCUCAACAUAAGAAUAUUGUUAACUUUUUAGAUGCUUAUUUAAAGAGUCCAACCGAUUUAUGGGUUAUUAUGGAAUAUAUGGAAGGAGGUUCAUUAACUGAGAUUAUUGAAAAUAAUGAAUUUAAAUUAACUGAAAGACAAAUUUCUACCAUUUGUUUUGAAACAUUAAAAGGGUUACAACAUUUACAUAAGAAACAUAUUAUACAUAGAGAUAUUAAAUCCGAUAAUGUUUUAUUAGAUGCAUUAGGUAAUGUUAAAAUUACUGAUUUUGGAUUCUGUGCUAAACUUACUGAUCAAAGAAAUAAGAGAGCUACAAUGGUUGGAACUCCUUAUUGGAUGGCUCCUGAAGUUGUUAAACAAAAGGAAUAUGAUGCUAAAGUUGAUGUUUGGUCAUUAGGUAUUAUGACCAUUGAAAUGAUUGAAGGUGAACCACCAUAUUUAAAUGAAGAACCAUUAAAGGCACUUUAUUUAAUUGCAACUAAUGGUACACCAAAAUUAAAGAAACCGGAAACAUUAUCCAAUAGCAUAAAGAAAUUCUUAUCAAUCUGUUUAUGUGUAGAUGUAAGAUACAGAGCUACAACCGAUGAAUUAUUAGAACAUUCAUUUAUUCAACAUAAAUCAGGUAAAAUUGAAGAAUUGGCCCCCUUAUUGGAAUGGAAAAAGAAUAGUUCAUUACAUAGUGAAUCCAUUGCAUUAGAGUGAGAAAUUUAUAGGUUUAAUUAUUUUAUAUACAUAUACAUAUACAUAUUAGAGUGGU
This is a messenger RNA of Scheffersomyces amazonensis, 2934 nucleotides long. It is a transcript of the gene CLA4, whose product is annotated as serine/threonine protein kinase. The record is from RefSeq and is a predicted model, not a curated record. Gene Ontology annotation, molecular function: ATP binding; protein serine/threonine kinase activity. The coding region runs from base 228 to 2879 and encodes 883 amino acids. Gene Ontology annotation, cellular component: cytoplasm. NCBI's taxonomy places the organism in Eukaryota, Fungi, Ascomycota, Pichiomycetes, Serinales, Debaryomycetaceae. Gene Ontology annotation, biological process: intracellular signal transduction; regulation of MAPK cascade; protein phosphorylation. The transcript is spliced from 2 exons.